AUGAAACGUGGCCCCCUUAUCUAUAUGGACCAAACCCCACCAAGCUACAAAACAAGCCCUAAAUAAACUAUAUAUAUGCGCCCAAAUUAAAAUCACCUAAAAUAAUUUCUCAAGCUCUAUUGGAUAUGGCGGAAGAGGACCAAACUACCAAAACGACGCCGCUCUUCGCCGCUUUCGCCGGCGGUGCCGCCACUGAUAGUGGCAACAACGCUACGGCGAAAUGGCUGCAGAACUCCAGCUUCAACACCGACCUCUCCGUCAUAAACGACGCCGUUGCCAAAUACAACCUCACCUACGAUGAGGAACCGGAGGAAGAAGAAGACGCAGCGGAAGAAAUUAAUGCCAGGAAACGGCCGCCGCAGUACGAGAUGGUGCCGUCAGAUGCUAGCGCUUCUUCGGAUGAAGACCUUAGGAGGAAGAGUAAAAAGAAGAAGAAAAGGAGAAAGGAGGAGUCGAGCGCUUCGCGUGCAUCGUUUAGCUAUGCCGCAACACUAUCCUCUACUUCGAGGAAACCAGGUGUUGAGAAAUGGGCGUCUUCUCCUACUGCUAAUGAGAAAGAGUACUACUUUGAUUCCCGUGGAGAUCGCGAUAAUUUAGCCUUUGGUAGCAUCUACAGAAUGGAUGUUGCUCGUUAUAAGCUUUACAAUUCUAAGAAAGUAUCUGGACAGAACUUUUUCCAGCGGAAUAAAAGAGCUUGUCGUUUGGAGGGGGAUAAUGAUGUUGAUGCGUUAGAUAGCAAACUCAGGUCAGGGGGGCGCUAUUGGUCGGUAAAAUAUGCUGCUAUCGAGCGUCAUAAGGACUUGAAACGAAUGCGAGUUCUUGCUCCUAGAAACCAUGUCAAGAGCUCGGUUGCUGAUUAUAUCCCCUUAGUUGAUGAAGGUUCUGAUAGUGGACGGGUAUCUAGUGCUGAAGUAGUUGAAGAGUCCUGGGAAGAUGAGGUCUCGCGGAAAACAAAGGAGUUCAAUAAGAUGACAAGGGAACAUCCUCAGGACGAGAGUCUGUGGUUGGCCUUUGCGGAGUUUCAAGACAAGGUGGCGAGUAAACAGUCUCAUAAAGGUGCUCGCCUACAGAUCCUUGAGAAGAAAAUCAGUAUUCUGGAGAAAGCAACUGAGAUUAAUCCAGAGAGUGAAGAUUUACUUAUUUCUCUUAUGAAAGCUUAUCAGAGCAGAGAUAGCACCGAUACGCUGAUUAGGAGAUGGGAGAAGAUACUUACAUCCAAUUCUGGAAGUUGCAAGCUGUGGAAAGAAUUUUUGCGGGUUCUCCGGGGUGAAUUUUCCAGAUUCAAGGUUUCUGAGAUAAGGAAAAUGUAUGCAAAUGCUAUCCAAGCCUUGGCUGGUGCUUGCAUAAAGCAGCAUAGGCAGGCUCAUCCAUCCGACAAUGCAACAUCAAUUGAUCCGACUAUUGUUCAACUGGAGCUUGGUUUGGUCGAUGUUUUCAUUGGUCUUUGCCGCUUCGAGUGGCAGGCAGGUUACCAAGAAUUGGCAACUGCUUUAUUUCAGGCAGAGCUUGAGUAUAGUUUGUUUUCUCCAUUUGUUCUCUCGGAACAAAGUAAGCAAAGACUGUUUCAGCACUUUUGGAGUGGUAAUGGUGCCAGAAUCGGGGAAGAUGGAGCCCUUGGAUGGUUAACUUGGAUAGAGAAGGAGGAAGAACAGAGACAGAGGCUUAUCUCUGAGGAGGCCUCAGAUGCAGUUGAGGAAGGUGGUUGGACAGGUUGGUUUGACCCAUCAUCCGAGACUAAGGAAAUUGAAAUGCCAGGAAUUACUAAUGAGGGACAGGUGGUUGAAGAGGAAUUAAAUGAUGAACUGGACUCGAGUGAUGUUGAGCAGAAGGAUGAUGUUGAAUCUCUGCUUAAAGCACUUGGCAUUGAUGCUGCUGCUGAAGCUGAUAUAAAGAUCAAAGAUACAGAAACAUGGACUAAGUGGUCAAAGGCAGAAAUCACAAGAGAUUUCGAUCAUUGGAUGCCUCUUCGUGCUAAUUCUGAUCAGGUUUCUCAUGAUGAUGCCACUGCUGAAGCUGAAGAUGAUGAACAAAUUUUGAGCAUAAUAUUGUAUGAAGAUGUGAGCGAUUACCUGUUCUCACUCAAGUCUGAGGAAGCCCGAUUUUCUCUUGUCUCCCAGUUUAUAGAUUUCUUCGAAGGAAGGAUAGCUCAGUGGACUUGCACAAACAGUUCAAGUUGGAUUGCAAAGACACUUAGUUUAGAAAGUCCUCCCUGUUCUCUUCUAGAGGAUUUGGGAAAAGUGCACGAUGUUCUGGUGAGGAAGUCAACCAAUCUAAGAAGUUUUAGCUUGGAGCUACUUUUAAAAAGUUCAGAUGACUCGAAUAUGAGGACUAAUAUGAUGAAAUUUCUCCGAAAUGCUAUCUUACUUUGUUUGAAAGUGUUUCCAAAAAACUACAUCUUGGAGGAAGCUGCUCUUGUUGCUGAGGAGUUAUCAAACACAAGGAUGAAUUCAACAAGUUAUUCUGUGACACCAUGUCGAGCUCUGGCCAAGACUUUACUGAAAAAUAAUAGGCAGGAUGUUUUGCUAUGUGGAGUUUAUGCUAAAAGAGAAGCGUUCUAUGGGAAUAUUGAUCAUUCCAGGAAGGUUUUUGACAUGGCUCUAUCAUCUGUUGAGGGGCUUCCACUGGAUGUUCGGUCAAAUGCAUCUCUGUUGUACUUCUGGUAUGCAGAAGUUGAGCUUGCAAAUGAUUCUUCAGAAAGUUCUGACUCCUCAUGCCGUGCAAUACAUAUCUUAUCUUGCUUAGGCAGUGGAACAAGAUAUACUCCAUUUAAAGGACAAUUGUCAAGUGUCCAACAACUUAGAGCCCGCCAGGGGUUCAAAGAUCGUAUAAGAAUGUUGAGUUCAACAUGGGCACAUGGUGUCAUAGAUGAUCAUUCUGCUGCUUUUAUCAGUUCAGCAGCUUUAUUUGAAGAGCUGACGUCUGGAUGGGCCUGUGCUUUAGAAAUUCUGGAAAAGUCUUUUACAAUGGUGCUUCCAGAGAGGAGGAGAAAUAGCCGACAGCUUGAAUUCUUGUUUACCUAUUACGUGAGGAUGCUUGACAGAAAUCACAUGGAACUUAAGCUUUCAGGAGUUUGGGAAUCUAUUGUGAAAGGGUUGCAGUUAUAUCCAUUUAACCCGCAUCUUCACUAUGCUUUAGUUGAAAUCAGCUAUCUCUACACUUCACCCAAUAAAUUGCGGUGGACUUUUGAUGAUCAUUGCCGAAAAAACCCAUCUGCCAUUACAUGGCUUUACGCGUUGGCAUUUGAGAUGAGUACUGGAGGCUCCCAGCACAGAAUACGCGGACUUUUUGAAAGGGCGUUGGAGGAUGACAAAUUGCACAAUUCAGUGAUUCUCUGGCGCUGUUUCAUUGAAUACGAGAGGAGUGUAGCAUGCAAUAAUUCUGGAGCUAAAAGAGUGUUCUUUCGUGCAACACAUGCAUGCCCCUGGUCGAAAAAGCUGUGGCUUGAUGGUUUUCUCAAACUGAAUUCAGUAUUGUCUGUGAAAGAGCUGUCGGACCUCCAAGAAGUCAUGCGAGAAAAGGAACUCAAUCUCAGGACUGAUAUAUAUGAGAUUUUAUUGCAAGAUGAUGAGAUGGAUGCUUAGCCUUGUUUAACUCACGUUGCCUGCUGCUCACUCAUACACCACCGUGUUAUCAAGCUCUCGUUGUCUGCUGCUGUUUCAUUGUCAUGGACCACUCACACACUGCGCGUUAGAAGCUCCAGGUACAAGGUUGUAUCAGAGAUGGGAAAUUUAGGAGAAGCUUGUGAAUGGGAAUUAUCAGAAAUAUAGUAGGAUGUUCGCUGGUGGAGCUCUUUUUUCCAUGUUUUUGCUGUGAAAAAUUGAUCAAUAGAAGGUAUGGUUACUACUCACUCAUAAAAGAAAAGGGAUGGCUACUGAAAUCACGAAUUCAUGUUUGUAGGUAAUGCUGAGUUUGUUAAUAGGAUUUGAUACUUUUUGUUGUUUGUGAAUAAUCUCGCAAGAAUACAAUUAGACCACUGAAUUGUAUGGAUUUUCAAAUGCUGCUAAGUUCCAAAUUUUGAGCAUUUGAGUGAUUUCUCCAUAUUUACUUCUGAAUUCUUAAA
Salvia miltiorrhiza (redroot sage) is the source of this 4060-nucleotide messenger RNA. RefSeq lists its product as uncharacterized. The record is from RefSeq and is a predicted model, not a curated record. Gene Ontology annotation, biological process: RNA processing; regulatory ncRNA-mediated post-transcriptional gene silencing; negative regulation of RNA catabolic process. Gene Ontology annotation, molecular function: protein binding. NCBI's taxonomy places the organism in Eukaryota, Viridiplantae, Streptophyta, Magnoliopsida, Lamiales, Lamiaceae. The transcript is spliced from 10 exons. The coding region runs from base 126 to 3581 and encodes 1151 amino acids. Gene Ontology annotation, cellular component: catalytic step 2 spliceosome.